UUUUUUCGGAGCCUGUAAUUAUCCGCGGCUGAAGAAUGUCUCGUUCAAUUGAAAGUAUGCUAGGCCUUCUCAAAAUUCGAGUUAAGAGAGGCAUUGAUCUUGUCGUAAGUGAUGCGUUUAGCAGUGAUCCUUAUGUUGUAAUCACUCAGGGCAAACAGAAAUUGAAGACCACAGUGGUGAAAAAUAACUGCAAUCCUGUAUGGAAUGAGGACUUGACGCUUCCAAUUAGAGAUCCUAAUAUUCCAGUUCUUUUGACUGUGUAUGACAAAGACACAUUUAGUGUGGAUGACGAAAUGGGAGAAGCAAAUAUAGACAUCAGGCCAUAUAUGGAGUGCAUAAAAUUGAAGUUGGAAAAUAUUCCCAAUGGCUGUGCAAUAAAGAAGGUGCAGCCUACAAAGGAAAACUGCCUUCUCAACGAGAGCGGCAUCAUCUGGAACAAUGGCAAAAUAACUCAAGAUAUGUCCCUCAAACUGAGAAAUGUAGCCAGUGGUAUUGUGGAGAUCCGACUUGAGUGGCUUGAUAUAUAAGAGUUAAACAAAACUAUG
Molecule: messenger RNA, 545 nt
Organism: Mangifera indica (mango)
Lineage: Eukaryota; Viridiplantae; Streptophyta; Magnoliopsida; Sapindales; Anacardiaceae
Product: protein C2-DOMAIN ABA-RELATED 10-like
Exons: 3
Coding region: 36-527 (163 amino acids)
Source: RefSeq, a predicted model, not a curated record